UCAUUAGACUUGUUUUAAACAGCCUGAGGAAUUAAAUUUUUAGUCUAAUUAUAAAAUUACUUGCUUUAGAAAAUUUUCGUUUUGUAAUAUGUUGCCUCAACUAUUGUUAUCCCGUCUGGUGAGGCGCAUGCUAUGGCAAACGGUGCGAUUUAAUAGCGCCGGCAGCAACAAAAGCAAUGCACCUGAUGCAGCUAGUAACGACGUAAUUGUUGACUACGAAGAUCCGGAUUAUUUGCCCUUACCGCAAUAUCCAGCGCGACCCAAUGAGCCGCUCCACACACGUAAAUCGCGUUUGGUGUAUCAGUCAAGAAAGCGUGGUAUGUUGGAAAACGAUCUGCUGCUGAGCACAUUUGCAGACAAGUAUCUGAAAGAUUUUAAUGCAGAGCAAACCGCAAUAUAUGACCAGCUAAUAAAUGGCGUCAGCAACGAUUGGGAUAUUUAUUACUGGGCCACAGACGUAAAGCCAACACCAAAGGAGUACGAUACGGAGAUAAUGAAGCUGCUAAAGCAACAUGUCAAAAAUACUGAAAAAGUCACGCGCUUUCGACAGCCAGAUUUGAACUAGAUUAUAAUAAGUAACUGUUUGGCACUAUAAUGGGGAAAACAUAAGCAAGGCAUCUAUAACUUGCGGAUGCGUCUUGAGUAUAGUUUUCCCUUGCUUGAAAAAAACUCCCUUGCUAGCACGCCUUUUGCUUAUUAUAGUGAAAUUUUUUUUUCUUUUUUUUUAUAUUAGACUAUGAACAUUUGCUUGCUGCUGUUUUCUGCGAAUACAA
Molecule: messenger RNA, 773 nt
Organism: Drosophila busckii
Lineage: Eukaryota; Metazoa; Arthropoda; Insecta; Diptera; Drosophilidae
Product: succinate dehydrogenase assembly factor 2-B, mitochondrial
Exons: 3
Coding region: 89-565 (158 amino acids)
Biological process (GO): mitochondrial respiratory chain complex II assembly; tricarboxylic acid cycle; protein-FAD linkage
Cellular component (GO): mitochondrion
Source: RefSeq, a predicted model, not a curated record